GAGCCAGUGGUGUCGGACUUCACGGAGCUCUUUGAGGUUCUGAGGGAGGAUGUCAUGAAGUGGGCGAGGCGGCAGAAGCGCUUCUUCGUUUGGGGCGACAGCCUGGGUGCUGUCUUGGCCUACGAGUUCGCGAAGCUCUGGGAGGCAGACCCAUCAACCAGCCUUCUGGGCCUCUAUGCAUCCGGCAAUGCGGGGCCUUCUGAGGCCAGCCGUGAGCGCGGGAUGGGAGAGGCUGCCAUGGUCCACCUGGGCUACGAGGGACCGUGCAGGGAAAUGACGCAGGAGGACUGGAAGCGCUUUCUGCUGGCCUCGGCGGGAACCGGCCGUGCGGAGUUAGAGCAGCUGCUGGAGAAGCCCGAACUGGCCGAGAGCAUUGUGAACCCGGUGCGUGCCGACUGUCUUGCCUAUGAGUCCUAUUGCUUGAACCAAGUGGAGCGCAUCCAUUCGCCCAUCGUCACUUUGCGCGGUGGCCAGGACGUCAUCACCUCACCACAGGCCAUGCGGUCCUGGCAGGAGGUGGCAGGAAGCCGCUACGAGCACAAGGAGUUCGGGUCCUUCGGGCACAUGCUCGCCCGGGAGUGCCCAUCCCUCUUGGCAGAGCUCUUCGAGCAGUACUCGUUACCAGACUUCACGCACGAGCUGCGCCAUUUCGAGACCUUCCGCACUGCCUACAGGCUCAUGCGCACGCGGUCGCAGCAGCACGGCUCCUCGCAGAAGGCCCGGGAUAUCCGCAAGAGCAUGCGGGUCUGCAGCCCAACGCUGGGUGCAACCAAGGUGCCCCUGGACUUCGAGCUGAACGUGGCGGAGCUGGAUUUUAACCUUGAGCUCCUGGACGACAUCACCCCACCCACGAAGGAGGUCAAGGUCAUGCGGGUCGGCAACCUCACAUGGAGGAAGGGUGCCGCGAUGGGCAAUCCAACACGCUUGCCAUAA
This is a messenger RNA of Symbiodinium sp. CCMP2456, 933 nucleotides long. The record is from the annotation of a GenBank genome assembly. NCBI's taxonomy places the organism in Eukaryota, Dinophyceae, Suessiales, Symbiodiniaceae.